Molecule: messenger RNA, 7619 nt
Organism: Linum trigynum
Lineage: Eukaryota; Viridiplantae; Streptophyta; Magnoliopsida; Malpighiales; Linaceae
Source: the annotation of a GenBank genome assembly
CAAGCCCUUGGUCCCAUAAAUUUUUACAAAUAGUAAAGAAAAAUAGACCGAAUCGACAUUAGGAUCGACCAAACCAAAUCGAAUUUACUAUUGAUUCAGUCUCGAUCCUAAAAUAUCUUUCAAUAUUGAACCGCAGUUCUCAUGAAUUUAGUCCGGAUCCGGAACCGUUGCACACACUCCUAUAUACGACCACACCACCUCAACGCCUCCACUUGAUCCGACUUUUGACUGACUUGCGUUGACUUGAGUCUUGCAAAACAGUAAGAACUAAGAACCUAAAAAAGACUCCAAAACUUUGGCAUAAAAAAACAGAGUAACUGGGCUGUUUCUUUCUUCCCCAAGCCCUUAAUUGCGAUCUUCAAGCCAUCUUGCUCAGGAUUCUUGAUCGGCUGCUUGGCGCUGAACCUGAACCACCAGUCCACCAUGUCUACCCCUGGAGAAUACUAUCGAUCGUUGCCGCCGGUGAGCAAGACCUACGGAGUGGCUUGUCUAAUGACAACCGCAGCUUUCUACCUGGAUCUUUACAACCCCGAGAGCAUUGCUCUGUUUUAUGACGACGUCUUCAAACGCUUCCAGAUUUGGAGGCUGAUCACCAAUUUCUUCUUCCUGGGUCCCUUCUCCUUCCCCUUUGCUUUCCGUCUAAUCAUCAUAGCGAAAUAUGGAGUUUCCCUGGAGAGAGGACCCUUCGACAAGAGAACCGCUGAUUUCGUGUGGAUGUUCUUCUUCGGAGCACUCUCACUUCUCGGGAUGGCGGCGGUUCCUUCUCUGUGGUCGCCGUUCAUGGGAGUUUCUCUAGUUUUCAUGAUAGUCUACAUCUGGGGCCGAGAAUUCCCCAAUGCCCGCAUCAGCAUUUACGGACUCGUCUCCUUGAAGGGGUUCUACCUUCCAUGGGCAAUGUUGGCGCUGGAUUUGAUCUUCGGCAACCCACUGAAACCGGACAUCCUGGGAAUCGUCGCCGGCCACAUCUACUACUUCCUGACCGUGCUUCAUCCCCUCGCCGGCGGCAAAUACGUCCUCAAGACUCCUCGCUUUGUGCACAAAUUGGUGGCAUUCUGGGGUGAAGGGAAGCAGCUGAAUUCUCCAUUUCAGAGCGACCCAUCGGCGGGAGUUGCUUUCCGGGGAAGAAGCUACCGUCUCAGUGGCGGCGGAGGGCGACGACAAACGCCACCGGCGAGCGGUGGUUCACCAGCAGCAACAACAGGGGAGCAGCAGCAGGGGAAUGCCGCCGAGGGAGUAGCUUUCCGCGGGAGAAGCUAUCGCCUUGAUACACGCACUAAUGCAUCCGCUUAGGUAAAGUACACCCUAAAUGAGGAUGUAAUAUAUAGUGGAGGACCUCUCAAGGUCGUAUUCUACGGGGUUUCGAAACUAUUGACACUCGAAGAAUGUUGUCGGUAUCUAAUCGAAUAAUCGAGGUUGUUUAAUCCUAAUCAAACACAGAAGAUGGUAUUACUUAAGGUUCACUCAAGAGAAAGUAGGGGUGGGCAUACGGUUCGGUAAAACCGAACCGAACCGAAACCGAAUUAAUGUUAUUCGGUUCGGAAUUCGGAAGAGAAAAGGGCAUAUUUCGGAAACCAGGGUCCUUUCGACCGAACCGAAUUUCCGAAUUCUGAACCGAAAAACCGAAUUAUUAUAAUUGCAAGCUCUAAAUUGUGGAUUUUUAUGUUUCUACUUAUUAUGAGACUUAAAUAUUUGAAUCAUGUUAGUGUUUUAUGACUUAUGAGUUGAAAUGUUUGAUUUUAUCAUUGAUGAUGCAUAUUUAUUGUUUGCAUUAGGGGUGAAAAAUAAGUUAAAAAAGAGAAAAUACAAGCUAACCUCACUAUUUCGGUUUUGUAUGAAAAACUGAACCGAAUUAUAAUUCGGUUUGAACCGACCAGACCGAAUUAUAAUUCGGUUCGAAUUCGGUUUGAAGUUUGAUAGAAUUCGGGAACCCGGUAUGCAUAAUUUCGGUUGGGUUUGAACCGAACCGACCGAAUGCCCACCCCUAAGAGAAAGGGUAUUUGGGUCCCUAACAUCAGUCAAGUGAAUUGGCAACAUAGAACUUCCUUGUAUAAUUGCUAACUAUCCAAAAUGUAGGCAUCUAUAUUGUAACAAAUGGAUCAAUGCAAUUAAGAGGAGAUACAAACCCAAUGGUCAUGCAAUUAACCGAAUGGUCAUGCAAUUAACAACCUAGCUAGAGCUCUAGGGUUAGAUUCUUCAAGUAGAUACAAACCCAUUGAGCAUAUAGAUAGCAUUAAGCACAAUCAAAUGGACUUAGAUUUGAUAGGGAAUCAAACAAUUCAAUUCCAGUCACAUAAGAUUCACUGCAUGAAGUUAGGAGUUCUCACCCCAAGCACAAAGGAGAUUGCCUCAUGAAAGAGGAGAAGAAAGAGUUACAAAGAGGAAGGAAGAACACCAUCUUCAAGGGAAGUUCAAUUCUUCAACUCCAAGUCUAGGAGAUGAGCAAUCUUCCAUUUUUCUCAAGCCUUAUUCUCCACUCUAGGUGCAAAAAACAUCACUUCUCUCUUGUGGAUGAUAGAAAUUUGAAAAAAAAUCAUAUCCCUGUAGUUUGAAUUUUGAUCUCCUAUCUAUAGGCUGGGGGAUGUGCGAGAUCAGGGUUGGAGUUCACCACCAUAAAAUCCAUAUUGUACAUGUGAUCUUUUGAAACGAUGCCGCUUGAGAUCGUUGACUUGACAAAUUGAGUGUUGAGAAUUCUCGAUCGUGAUCUUUAAGUUCAUGGCUUUGAUCUUGAGAUCACGGCUGAAACUCCCACCCAUGAACUCACCAACUACACCCGUGAAACUCUCUGUUUCGUUUACUCAUUUUGGGUAUAGCGUUCACGGGUGCAGCCGUGAGAUCACAUGUGUGAUCUUUGGUGCUCACCCCUGAACUCAUAUCACGGGUGAGGAUCAUGUUUAUGGUCCCUGCCCUGCAGUUUUGCUAUUCAAACUCUCUGUCUUUGAGCCUACACUUGUACCCAAUCUUAUCUCGAUUGCGCCCAACCCUCAUAAACAUCAUUUAAUCCUAUCAAUAUCGAAAUAGCAACAAACCUUAGACUAAUUCGACAAUUUUGGAUGCAAACACGUUAAAAUCAUCAUGAUAACCCUUAAUAAUUCGGUGUAAAACUACCUAAUUCAGGUGUUACCGAAUCCUCCCACACUUAGACUUUUGCUUGUCCUCAAGCAAACAUGUGACCUAAUUGUAAACUUGAAGCCUCUCUUUUCCCCCCACACUUAAUAAUGGGGUACAAACUACCUAAUUUCUUUGUUUAGGCGAACCUGUGUUGCAUUUAAGUCAAAUUGGAAGGGAUUGAUUAGGACAUCAAGUGUAGUUUGAAUAAGGGAGAAGUUCGCAGGCACAAGGUGGAGAUCACAACCAGGAAAGCUAUGAGAAGAAGAGGAGCAUUUGGAGGUUUUCUGAGCCAAUUUCUCCAGCAACAAGACACUUCCACUUGAUGCUUUCUAUUCCCAUUGAUGCAUUGAUUAUUUGACGGAUCAAGCAUCGCAGCACAAGAACGAUAAAUAAACUAAAACAACUAAAUUAGGGGUUUUCUUAUUCAUUGACUGAUUAAAACGUAGAAACAAAGUACAUAUUUAUAGUAGAACCAGAAAACCUAAUGACUUACUAAUCCUACAAGGACUCGGUAACUUAAUCCUAAAGAAACUACCUUAAACACUUAAUGAAUUAAUACAAUUCUUAAACCAUAUCUAAAACCGACUCAUAAACUAAUAAUAAUAAUAAUAAUGAUAAUGGGCGGCCAAAUACGAUAAUGCAUCACCCAUUUUCUAGGGUUUUCUUCCCCAAGCAUUGGGUAAUUUUUAAAGUAUUUGGGGUAAGACCCCCUAACCAUAGCCUAGGGGUUUUCAUGUAAUGGAUUGAAUGGUUUAGUUAUAGUGAGUUCUUGUUCAAUUGAUUUUAAUGUUUUAUCCAUGUUAAAUGUAUGUGGUAUUGAUAUUCAAACUUGACCAAGAGUAGAUCGACAAUUCUACAUUCACCUAGGUCAAGAAGGGGCUUACUCAUCUUAUGCAAAUUUGAAUAAUUGUAGGACCAUUGAGUUAUUUGUAUUGUGGACCUAAUGAGUUAUUUGAUGGUCAGUUCAAAAAACGAAGGAAAAAGACGGAAAACAGACGGUAGAUGGGUGGGUUAUCAUGUUGCCCCCUAACCUAUUACUCACUUUACUCAGUUUCGUAAGAUUGUCCUUGCCAUUAUGAGAAUCUUUAUUUGAGAGUUUCGAGUAAUUUAUCUAACGUCUGGAGGACGAGGAUAUGUACCAACUAUACUUGUGAAUUUACUCUUUUGUCCUUAACAUCAAGUUUUGGACGUGGUAUUGGAAUUUUUUUUAGGGUUAAUACCCUAGUUUGGCCCGAAGUUUAGCGUUAGUGACAGUUUUAGCCUCAUUUUUCAAAUAAGACAUUUAUGGCCCACUUUUAAAAUUAUUAGACAAAUUUGGCCCGGAAAUUAUGUUGACCGUUAAAACUAACGGUCAAACAUUUAUUCCGUUAGUUACUCAGCAUUCAGUGCUGAGGUGGCACUAACAUGUGCUGCCACAUCAUUUGCACAUAAUUUUUUUAUGUUAAAAUGAAAAAAAACAUGGAAAAACAAGUAAAUUAAUUUGGAGCCCACUUAAUCCCCCAUUCCAUUUUCAACCCUACCACCCACCCAUCCCUGCGACCACCUCCACCUCCCACUUUCACCCGCCGCCACCUCCAACUCCCAUUUUCCCCGCCGCUGCUAGCCCUGCCUUGCUUUCUGCGACCGAGCAAAUCAAAACCCACCCCUCCCAUUUUCUUCCACUUGCCCACUGAUUAACACCUCAGCGACCCAUCGGUGUGGUGGCCGCCAUUAACGAAAGCUUCUCUGGCUGGAAGUUCCAAGAGAUCGUCAUUGCGCGGGGAAAGCUUCUCGAUCUCCUCUGUCCCGACGACAUCGGUAGGCUCCAAAUCAUUCUUUUCAUCGAAAUAUUCGGUGCUAUUCGCUCUUUGGCUCAAUUCAGACUUACUGGAUCUCAGAAGGAUUAAAUCGUCGCUAGUUCCGAUUCCGGGAGGAUUGUGAUUUUGAAGUACGACAAGGAGAAGAGUGUGUUUGAUAAAGUUCACCCGGAGACAUUUGGGAAGUCAAGAUGCAGGAGGAUAGUUCCUGGUCAGUACUUGGCGGUUGACCCCAAGGGGAGGGCGGUGAUGAUUGGAGCUGGCGAAGAAGAAGGAGAGGCGGAAGAAUCGUCGGCCGCUCGGGAACGACUGGGGGAAGGAGAAACGAUGGAGUGAAUAAGGGGAAGAUCUAGUGGUCAACGUGACCCCUUCUCUGUAAUUCAGUUUUUCCAUUUGUUAUUAUUAUUUGUUUUAUUUUAUUUAAUUUGUAAAUGAUGUGGACAAGCCCAGUCAGUGGCAAAUGCUGAGUCAGUGAUGGAAAAAUAGUUGACCGUUAAUUCUGACAGUCAAACCGUCUCUCGGGCCAAAUUUGUCCAAUAAUUUUUAAAGUAGGCCACAAAUGUCUUAUUUGAAAAAUGGGGCCAGAACUGUCACUAACGCUAAACUUCGGGCCAAACUAUGGUAUUAACCCGUUUUUUUAUAUAAAAGAAGCUGACUUUCUAGGAAACAACACACAUUCAUAUAAGGCAGGAAGACAUCUCUUUUCAAAGCCUCAACCAUGAGGUUGAUUCGUUUCCACAGCUUGUGGUCUUCCAUUCCAUUCAUUAGUGAUUAGCGACUAAUUAAUAAAAGAAAUUUCCAUUAGAACAACCAAUUUCUUUCCUCUCGGUUAUUUAAUGGCGAUUUGAUGUUUUCCAUUCAAAUAUUUGUUUUUUGGAGCAAUUUGUGUGUUUUUUUUACUACAAAAUAUUCAACGACUAAUAUUUAAAAAAUAGAAAAAAUAUUGGAGGAGAAAUAAGAUAUAAUACUAGUCAUUAGUCAACCGAUUGAAUAUGAACGGAAUCGCAGGCACAAGUUUUUAAUUUAUUGUCUUGGAUGAUCAUUUUCCCACCCAUAUCCAAAUUCCAAAAAGUAGGUAGAAACCUACUCGAUUCAUUUCCUAUAAUAUUUUAUAAUUUAUAUUUGGGUAGCUAAACUACUAUACAGAUUAAUGGUAUAACACAUUAGACAAAUUCCCACAUCGACAAAGCACAUACGGAAUUCAUAGUUCAUAAGGAACAAUCCAAUUUUAAUGGAUACGAAACAUUUUGGAGUGGAAUAGAAGAAUUCUUACAAGAACUUCGUAAUUUUGUGUGGUUAGUGAGGAAAUUAGACAAAUUCCACGUGGACAAAGUACAUAAGAAAUUUCAUAAUACAUAAGGAACAAUCCAAUAUUAACUGACAAGAAACAUUUUGAGGUGAAAAGAGGAGCUCUUACAAAAUUUUCGAAGUUUUAAUGUGAUUACUAAGAAAAAUUAUUGAGAUGUUACAUUAAUAUUAUUAAAAAAAAAGUAUAUGUAUAUGCAUAAUAAACGAUUUGUUUAUUUAGUGAAGUUGGCAGGCAUUGUAAUUUUUAUUGAUCACCAUUAAUGGUCAACCAGACAAAUCAACUCGACAUAAUAAUAUAAGGUUGGAUUCGAACCGGAAUGCGACAGACAACUAAGAAGUCAAUAUUGUGAAGCUUGUUCUGUUCGGUAAAAGCGACAUUUUUACAGAAGCGUAGGUGGGAUGGAUCAUGGAGUUGGAGGGUUUCUCCUCUUAAUUGAAAACUUCAACAUCAAAGGGAGAUUAAAUAUGAAUUUAUCUCAACAAUUCGAUUUCGAGAUAUUAAGAUCAGUUGGUUUAUGACAUGGUGUUAGAGCUGAUUUGUCAUUGAGGUCCCACAUUCAAAUCCUUACGAACGGUGUCGCGACUAAGAAAGUGUAUCGGCACAGGGCAUCCACAUAUGAAAUGGGGCCUCCACCUAGAUCUGGUAGUUACUUCGAUCGUAUAUUAUAGGUUGUAUUUGUAGUGUACGAUAAAUUGAUUAUGAGUAUGAUGACGAGUUUACUUAUAUUAAUUAAUAACAGUGUUAGCUAUUGCCUUAUUGGUUAAUAUUCUCAUGUACAUAUACACUAGACACGUAUAUAGAUUGAAAACGAUGGUAGGGAAAAUACAAAAAUUAUAGUGUUAGUAGAUAAUUUUUAUUUUAAACUAUGUUAGAAAGAUGUUACAUUUCAAGUAAAUGAUAUGAUAUAAUCAUUUCAAUUUUAUUAUAUUUAAAGGUCAAUUUGGACCACAAUUACACUUGGAUUCUAUUGAUGGAGAAAAGAAGAAAAUGGAAGAUAAGAAGAAAAGGUUGGUUAACAAAAAGAUAAGUAAGAAGAUGAAAAGGGAAGUGGUCAAUGCUCCAGCUCAGCCAACCCAAAAACCUUCCAUUUCUGCGGAGUGAAAAAUGGCAACAGACGGACACGCGACGAGUUGUUUUGCGAAUCGCGCGAGGGCAGUGCCGAAUCACAUCACUCAGCUGAGAAAAUCACAAUCACAAAGUGCGACAAAAUUCCCCUUUACCCGAAUCCUACCCAGUGAGAAAGAACCAUGCUUGAUUGAAAUCCUGCUUUCUCUUCAUCCUUUCUCAUAAUUUUAGAGGGAAUACUACUUGUUAGUUUUGUAGGCUUUACUCUGUUUUGUUCUCUUCUGACGCGUCCUUGGGCAUCUCUCUGCAACUUCUUCCCGCUUCCGGCAAUUCCAAGGGAU